GAAUGCUCGGGGGUUAUGCCUGGGGCCGAAGUUCGGUCGAGUACGUGGAGUCGAGUCUUACCUUAAGUCUGCGAAUGUGUGGGAUCAAUGGGUCGGGCAGGUAGGUACCAAGGUAUUGCAAUAUUCGAGCACUGCGACGUCGACGUGAGCAACAGAGAUGCAGUCGCCCUCGCUGCUAUGCCUGCGCGUGAUGCGCGCCAUGGCCGUGCAAGAGUCCCUGCCGUGUCUCCGGUCACAGGCACUGGCACGGUCUCGGUCACGGUCACGGCGAUGCUACGCCUCGAUGCCCCCAUCACCACCAUCACCACCUCCUCCUCCGCCACGACCGUACCAGACCGCACCCCCACUGGCCGCGCGCAUAGCGGCCGACGCGCAGCCCGGCUUCCGCAAGCGAUCCAAGUCAGACGACGAUGAGGAACACAUCCCGCGCCCCCUCACGCGCCCCAUCGGCAUGCCCAAUCCUCCUCAGCCCGGCCAGAACAUGGGCUUGGACCACCGCACCUUGCGCGAGCGACGAGACGACUUUGUCGACUUCACCAAGCACAUGGAGCGACGUGCGGCAAUGACGAAACAAAUCAGCAAACCCUACUUCCGAGACUGGAGCAAUCUACGCUUCCAUCGAGGCAAGAUCUUCAAGUCCAAUGAACGACUCUUUCGCGCCGAUGUAAGCUUGUGGUUUCCCAACUUCUUCGGAAAGACGCUACGGAAGGAUGCAGCGCGCCUGUUAGACCAGGCAGGAGGCCGCCGCAAUGAUGGAUACCAGGGGCUGGGUCGAGACACCUGCGAGCUGAUGGAGGGCAAAGUCAGUGUGGUGUCCAUUGUGUCGGGAACCUGGGCUCAGGAGCAAGUCGAUACCUUUGUGCAUGAGAAGCAUAAUCCUGAGCUACACCAGGUGCUGCGGGAGAACAGAGACGUGGCACAGAGGGUGUGGAUCAACCUUGAAGACAAUACCCUACGGUGGUGGGUGCUGCAGGCGUUCCGCGCUAAUUUGAGGAGUCAGUUGUCACAGGACGAGCAAGAGAGGUACUUCAUGGUGCGGCGAGGCGUGGACGAUGUCAUGAAAGAGUCCAUUGGUCUGCUCAACGAAAAGGUCGGCUAUGUAUAUCUCGUUGAUGCCGAUUGUAAGAUUCGCUGGGCGGGAAGCGCAGAUGCCGAGUCGGUGGAACGAGAGAGCAUGAUCAAAGGCUUGCGAAAGCUCAUACAGGAGGCCAGGACGCCACGUGGGAAAAGAACAGACUCAGUGCUGCAGCUCGAGGAUGCAGCUGCUGACAGUUUAGAGGUAUAGACCUCGCGGCAGCAGAGGUGCCGCGAAUAUUUGUGCUAUUUUGCUCCUUUUAGUCUCGCUGACCUGCCCGGCACCCGUUCGGUGACACCCUGCUUCAGGUCCUGUAAAUCGUUCCGCACGUCGCGCAAAUGUCCAUGAAAUCUUGCGUGGCCUCAGAGUUGAGCAGCGCGGUGUAGGACACCAAAAAGCUCCAGAGAUCGCGUCCGGUACGCUGCUUGCUAUGAGGAGCGCCAGUAUGACGGGCCAUGCUCCGGACUUCACCUAGCAGUGAUGGAUCUGAGUCAGCGACUGUCUCGUCGAGGGUCACAAUCAAGGUGUGCUUACAUCUACAUGGCUCGUUGUACGGGCCUCUC
Sphaerulina musiva SO2202 is the source of this 1638-nucleotide messenger RNA. RefSeq lists its product as uncharacterized. Gene Ontology annotation, cellular component: mitochondrial inner membrane. The coding region runs from base 200 to 1285 and encodes 361 amino acids. The record is from RefSeq and is a predicted model, not a curated record. The transcript has a single exon. Lineage: Eukaryota; Fungi; Ascomycota; Dothideomycetes; Mycosphaerellales; Mycosphaerellaceae. Gene Ontology annotation, biological process: mitochondrial proton-transporting ATP synthase complex assembly.